UCUUGAAGAUUUAUUAUAGUAGCUUUUAACUCUCAGCUUCUCUCCUCCUCACUUGAGUAGAAGAAAAUGUCGAUCAUUCCAAUCAACGAUGAUCGCCGGAGAAUCUCUCCCGGCGAUAGAAUCUGGGAGCCAUUUGAACUCAUGAACACCUUCCUCGACUUCCCCUCGCCAUCCCUCCUGCUAUCUCGCCACUUUCCUUCACUUUCCCGAGACCUCUCCCCUUUCUCUUCUCCAUCCACCGUCGAGACCCAGCUCAACUGGACGGAGACUCCGACGGCUCACGUUUUCAAAGCGUAUCUUCCGGGAACGGCUCAGGACGAAGCGAUCGUGUUCGUGGACGACGAAGGAUACCUCCAGAUCUGCACGGGAGACAACAAGUUCAUGAGCAGGUUCAAGCUCCCCGACAACGCUUUGACGGAUCAGGUGACGGCGUGGAUGGAGGAUUGUUUCCUUGUCGUGUUCGUCGCGAAAGAUGGUGCUGCUUCUUCGCAGUCAACGCCGGGGAUCGAGGAGAAUCGCAAUGUGAGAGUGGUGGAGAUUACCGGCGAUGAUGAUUAAAUCAAGUCUUGGGACUUUUAAAGUCUGUGUAAUAAAAUAAACAGAGUAAUCGCGUAUUUAGAUUUGUGAUUGGAAGUCCUUUGUGAUCUUGUGUGAAGUUCCUUUUGUUAUAAAGGAAUCUGUGUCGUUUCGCUGAAGUGGAAAAAAGUAUGUAUAAUAGAGAAAAUUUGAAGGCCUGCAAAAAUAA
Messenger RNA from Raphanus sativus (radish), 745 nucleotides. Its product is annotated as 18.5 kDa class IV heat shock protein. Lineage: Eukaryota; Viridiplantae; Streptophyta; Magnoliopsida; Brassicales; Brassicaceae. The record is from RefSeq and is a predicted model, not a curated record. The transcript has a single exon. Gene Ontology annotation, biological process: protein complex oligomerization; response to salt stress; protein folding. The coding region runs from base 67 to 558 and encodes 163 amino acids.